GGGGGCCGGCGUGCGAGGCACGUGCGUCGCCAUCCUAUAUGUCCUCUCCCCCCUUCCUCCGGCGAGCGGCCGGUGGUUUCCUCAGAGUCCGCUGAACUCAGCACGCGCGCGCGAUCUCUAGGCUCUUUGCUCGCUAACUUAGACGUCGGUGCUACUUGGUCAGCCAGUGGUGGCGCGGGAGUGAGUAGCUGCGGGAGGCGGCGAUCUGGGCAUGGGGAACGCGAGCGCCAGGGCUGUGGAGAACGGCCACGCGGCGGCGCCGAUGGAGCAGGUGACCCCUGGCGGCGGGAGCUCCGCCGAGGCCGCGGCGCCGCCCGACGCCGUGAUGCGGGAGCUUCCUCCUCCUGUCCCCUACGUCUUCGCGCCGCAGGUUCCAGUAGCUCCGCUGCAGAUACCAAAUGAAUUUUCACCUGUUUUUAACCAUUCAUGGGUGAAUGGCUCGGAUGAAUCCACCAACAGUAGCCCCCCGGAGACGGUAAUUCCAACUCUGAUUACAUGGGGUCAAGGAGGAAAUGAGGUGUCUGUGGAAGGAUCAUGGGAUAACUGGACAUCAAGGAAGGUGUUAGAAAGGUCUGGGAAAGAUCAUGCUGUAUUGCUGGUUCUGCCAUCUGGAAUAUAUCAUUACAGGAUCAUUGUUGAUGGGGUGCCGAGAUAUGUGUCCGAACUACCUCAUGUGACUGAUGAAAGAGGGCAGGUGGCCAACCUCCUUGAUGUCCAUGAUUACAUUCCAGACAGUCUUGACAGCGUGGCGGAAUUCGACGCGCCCCCAUCGCCUGAACACAGCUACAGCGUGGUGUUCCCAGCCGACGAGGAGUUUGGCAAGGAGCCGCCUGCACUUCCACCACAGCUUCUCAUGUCUGUCCUUGGCGGCACCGACAACUCCGACGAGCACGCUCCGAAACCGAAGCCGCAGCACGUCGUCCUCGACCAUCUGUUCAUCGAGAAAGGAUGGGGGUCGCAGUCUCUGCUCGCCCUCGGAGUCACCCACCGGUUCCAGUCGAAGUAUGUGAACGUCGUGCUCUACAAACCGCUGAUGAGGAGGUGACCGGGUGACCGAUGCCGCUGGUGGAAGAUGAAAGGAAGCAGCGGCGUCGAACUAGGACUGAUUGGGGGUGAAUAAGAGAGUGUAGCUUGACAAUGUACAUAAGGGGAGAUCAGGAACCAUCUGUUUCUCUCUCUUUCUUUCUUUCUUUCUUGAGUGAACUCUUCUUGUGGCAUGAGGUCCGAACGGUCUGAACUGAACUCCGGUGAAAUGAAACAAGAGGCAGUGUUGUGAAAA
Molecule: messenger RNA, 1279 nt
Organism: Hordeum vulgare subsp. vulgare (domesticated barley)
Lineage: Eukaryota; Viridiplantae; Streptophyta; Magnoliopsida; Poales; Poaceae
Product: SNF1-related protein kinase regulatory subunit beta-1-like
Exons: 4
Coding region: 212-1045 (277 amino acids)
Molecular function (GO): protein binding
Source: RefSeq, a predicted model, not a curated record